AUGUGUACUUGUCCUAAUUAUAUAUUAAGUGCCUAUAUCUUAAGGUUCCUGCUCAAUAGUAUUUUUAUAAUCUUUAAAGUAUCCCAAGCCACUGUAGAUUUAAAUGCCGCCCAGUUACAAUAUUUAGCCAAUCACUUAACUCCGGAAGAAUGUAGAAGAUUGGUGGCUUCAGCUCAUUUUAAAAUUAUUCAAGCUCCAAAAAUUUUAGAUCAAGCAGAAAGGAAAAUGCCAAAAGAUAUUUCAUGCAUUGAACAUCUUUACCAUUGGAAUUCAGAAGAGGGUUUGGGUAAAGGUGAAAGUCAUGCAUUUUUGACACACAGACUGAGACAAAUGGGAAAAUACCAAUUAGCAGAAUGGUUAGGUAAAACUGUAUUUCAAGAAAUUGGAAGGGAUUUGGAAAAAAGUGUUAAAGAAGGAUUGGAUACAUUUCUAGAGGAAAGGUACAUAGUCGCCAUGCAAGUUCUUAAUUCUGGAUUUUUGCUGUAUUGCAGGGUAACAGAUCAAACUUUUAUAACUAUACAAACACUACAUCCGAAAAUUGAAGAUCCAACUACAUAUACUAAUUUCGAUUCAUUUUUGUAUAUGAUUGCCAUAGCAAUUAUAUUAACUAUUUUUGGAUUAUGUAUAAAAAUUAUGUAUGAUAAAAUUAAGGAAAAUAUUAAAAGACGGAGACUAACAAAAUCAAAAAUUUAUGAAGAGAUAGAAACCGAAUCAUCAGGAUCAGAGUCUGAAGACAGAUUUGAUAUAAGGACUUACACAUGA
Molecule: messenger RNA, 762 nt
Organism: Cylas formicarius (sweet potato weevil)
Lineage: Eukaryota; Metazoa; Arthropoda; Insecta; Coleoptera; Brentidae
Exons: 3
Coding region: 1-762 (253 amino acids)
Source: RefSeq, a predicted model, not a curated record